CUCCAAACAGACGCACACUGGCGGGUCCAGGGGAAGGACACUGGAGGCAUGCGCCACUCCCGUUGAACAAAUAUACUAUCAAAAAAUGUUUGGUGGUAAGGCUGUAUCAUGCUGGAUCCACCCUUGAGAAAGUUGAGAAGGCAUUCACCCUCGCAUACACGCACGCACAUGCGCACACACAUAUACGAUAAAUAUACGAAUUGUAUUCGUCGAGCACAAAGUCGUGGUGCUAGAUGAUGCUGCAAUAAUCUGGACCAGCGGACGAACUUUUUCACCGCAUUCGACAAGACGUCGCACAUAACCCAACAUCGAGUCCCUGCGCACUCACGUAGGUCGUAUUAUCUAUUCGAACAUCUAUUAUAGUUACAUUUGCCUAUAAUAAUUGGAAUAGUUUAGUUUUAGUACCAAAAUUACAUUUACAUCAUUCGAAAUGGAUCCAAGUCGCGGGCCUGAUGUAGAUGUAGAUGCCGUCGUUACCUAUUUAAAUGUACUAAGAGAGACAUUGAAAUAUGUGCAACGAAUCGUGGGUACUGAAGCCAUGGAAGAGUUUAUACCUCCUCAAUGGGUCAACUCCAGAUAUGCCAGAGAUCCAGUUUUAAGAAGCAACAUUGUAGUAUGCCACACAACUGCUUCUGGGAGCACCUUCACAAGUACUGAUUGUUCUACAAUUAUUUCACAAUUAAAUGAUUUGGCUGAUUCCUUAUUAUACUUUGAGAUACCUAGUUUCUUAAACACAUAAAUACAAAUUAUUAAAUAAAUAGUAAGGUACCUAUACGUUAAUUCAUUUUUCAUUUUUAGUUAUCUGAUUUAUCAUCGUAUAAUUUUUCGAUUUUUUCGACAAUAAAAAAUCUUGCAUUCGUUAAACUAAUUUCUAAAAUAUUUUAUAGAUACCUAAUCCAAAUACCCACGAUUUACAAGUGUUCUUUAAGUAUCAUUACUAUAGGACAUAGGUGGUCUUAUUCAUUAUCCUUUCUAUGAUGACGUAUCCUACUUAGUAAAUAGUAGAAGUAGAACCUAAAACAUCAGUAGAUCGCAUACGCAUAUUAUACUUAUAUUUAGUUAUAGUUAAGUAUCUUGCAAUAAAAUGGCAUAUUGGGAGAUGACCGAAAUUUCAGUAUGAUGUAUUUUUUAAUUAUUAUAACUAACUAUGAUUUUUUUUAUUUGAUUUGUUCAAAUUGCUUAUCAUAUUAUUUGUACUAGGUACUAUAUAGGUACCUACUAUUAUAUUAUUAUUAUUAUAGAAAACUACAUAAUAAAAAUAAUGUACUGCUUAAUUAUGAUUUUU
This is a messenger RNA of Aphis gossypii (cotton aphid), 1285 nucleotides long. RefSeq lists its product as uncharacterized. NCBI's taxonomy places the organism in Eukaryota, Metazoa, Arthropoda, Insecta, Hemiptera, Aphididae. Bases 431 to 739 code for a protein of 102 amino acids. The transcript has 2 exons. The record is from RefSeq and is a predicted model, not a curated record.